This is a messenger RNA of Fonsecaea nubica, 1092 nucleotides long. RefSeq lists its product as hypothetical. Gene Ontology annotation, cellular component: peroxisome. Gene Ontology annotation, molecular function: acetyl-CoA C-acyltransferase activity. NCBI's taxonomy places the organism in Eukaryota, Fungi, Ascomycota, Eurotiomycetes, Chaetothyriales, Herpotrichiellaceae. The record is from RefSeq and is a predicted model, not a curated record. Gene Ontology annotation, biological process: phenylacetate catabolic process; fatty acid beta-oxidation. The transcript has 5 exons. The coding region runs from base 1 to 1092 and encodes 363 amino acids.
AUGGCUUCCCAACGCCUUUCCGCCGUCCUCUCACACCUACCUUCUACCUCGAGCGCGGUAGACAAUAUUGCGAAGCAAAACCCCGACGAUGUAGUCAUCACCCUCGCCAUCAGGACGCCCAUGUGCAAGGCCAAGAAAGGCGGACUCAAGGACACGACGCUUGAUGGCCUGGUCUUCAAGAUCCUCGAACAAGUCCGACUCCGGAGCAAGCUCGACCCGCGCCUCGUCGACGAUGUCUGUCUCGGCAAUGUCCGCGACGGCAAAGCUGGGUACUAUGUCCGGGCGGCGGCUCUCGCAGCAGGCUUCCCCAACACAGCCGGUGCGUCGAGCGUUUCGCGGUUCUGCUCCUCAGGCCUGACGGCGACGCAAUUCAUCGCCAAUGAGAUCAUCACCGGCAUGAUUGAAGUCGGCGUGGUAGUCGGCGCCGAGUCUCUGAGUGAAGGGAACGAACGUCUGAGUCGACCAUUCGCCGACGACGUCAUGAACGCGAGCGAGGACGCGAGGGACUGUAUGCUCCCAAUGGGCGCCACGUCGGAGAAUGUGGCGAGAGAGUUCAACAUCACUCGGCAGCGGCAGGACGAGUUUGCCGUCGAGUCGUACCGGCGUGCCGAGCUGGCGCAGAAGAGCGGCUGGUUCGAUGACGAGAUUGCCCCUAUCACGGUCAAGAAGGACGGCAAAGACACGACCCUUGCCCGCGACGAAAUCCGAUGGGGGACCACGUACGACGGGAUCAAGAACCUUCGUCCGGCCUUUGCAGAGUAUGGGGACACGACGCACGCCGGCAAUUCCAGCCAGAUUACCGAUGGAGCCGGUGCUUUAAUUCUCAUGAAACGUUCCAAGGCCUUGGAGCUGAACCAACCCAUCCUUGGAAAAUACGUUGGCACAGCCCUUGCCGGUCUGCCACCACGCAUUAUGGGCAUCGGCCCGGUCUUGGCCAUUCCCAAACUACUUGCUCGCUACAACCUGUCACUGGACAAGGACAUUGACGUGGUGGAGAUCAACGAAGCAUUUGCUUCCAUGGCCGUCUAUUGUCGGGAUUAUCUUAAUCUGGACUGGACGAAAUUGAACCCUAGAGGUGGUGCCAUUGCGUGA